Molecule: messenger RNA, 687 nt
Organism: Vigna angularis (adzuki bean)
Lineage: Eukaryota; Viridiplantae; Streptophyta; Magnoliopsida; Fabales; Fabaceae
Product: protein IWS1 homolog 1-like
Exons: 6
Coding region: 1-687 (228 amino acids)
Biological process (GO): brassinosteroid mediated signaling pathway; regulation of DNA-templated transcription elongation
Source: RefSeq, a predicted model, not a curated record
AUGACGGAUAUAAUUACUAGAAGCAAUUAUGAAGGGAAACAAGAUGAAAAGGAUAAAGAAAUCAAGGAUCUUUUCCAAAUAGGAAAAAAAAGGAAAAAAAAUGAGAAAAACCCUGCUGAAAUACCUUUAUCAGUCAUGAACGUCAUGAUUGAGUUUAAAGUUGCUGCUCAGGAAGAUGCUGAUCUUAAUAGACAGGGAAAACCUGCCAUUAAGAAGCUUAAGAAGUUAUAUUUUUCUACCAACGUCCUUUUAGAGAAACAACAAGAGUUUUUAGAUCAUGGAUUGCUAACUGUAUUAAAGAAUUGGCUUGAACCACUUCCCGAUGGAAGCUUGCCAAAUCUAACUUUACGCACAAAAAUUUUGAAGAUUUUGAAUGAUAUAGACCUAGAGCACCAUGAUAGAAGGAAACAUCUAAAGAAUAGUGGCAUUGGAAAUGCAGUCAUGUUUUUAUCACAAUCCGAUGAAGAAAUUAUUGCAAACAGAAAACUAGCCAAUGAACUCAUUUACAAGUGGUGUCGAUCCUUAUAUCAUAACAAAAAUACAACUUCGUUUAAAAGAUCAGAAAUUAGAACACAAGUGAAGAAUGGUCUCUCAAUUCAGCAACGCAUAAAUACUAAAUGGCAGAAGUUAAAGACAUCUAGAAAGGAGCAGUUUCAACAUGCAAGACUCAGGAUAAAUAAUACUUAA